AUGGUUUCUUCAGGAGAUGUGACGUUGGAACAGUUAAUGCAAGAAGUCCGUAGGACUCAGGAAGACCUUGCAAGGCAAAAAGCUGAGAACGAGCGUCUGGCGUCUGAAAGCCAAAAGACCGUAGAUUCUCUGCGGAAGGAGUUAGAGUCCGUCAAAAGCAAGGCCCUGAAAAAGCGCCGCAGCACUCACGAUAUUUCAUCCAUGAUGAACCUAGACUCAGAGGAUGAUAGCGACAACAAGGAUGACGACGAAGGAGGAGGAGAGGACGGCAACGCCUUCAACGACGGAGACGAAGUCGACCCAACGGCCCAGAAGCUGAAGCAUAUUGAAGUCCAGAACGCUAAGCUGUUGCGCUUGUUGAAGAAGCUGCCAGGAGCGCCAGUCCCAACCGUGACGGAAGAGCCAGAUGGUUAUGUCGCGUCGCCGUUCGUGGACGAGAUCUUUAUGGCAGACAUCCCUCGAAGACUCAAUAUCCCUCCGCCGGCAAAGCUCUAUGACGGAAGCACUGGUCCAUUAGAGCACGUCAACCAUUACAAGCAGCGGAUGUGGCAAUAUUCCAUCCCGCGCGAUAUGCUCGAGCCUGUCCUCUGCAAAUCUUUUGGAGCAACUCUUACUGGCCCUGCUUUAGAAUGGAUGUGCGAUCUGAAAAUAGGGUCUAUUACUAAUUUUCAAACUUUGUGCAACAGGUUUUAUUCGAAAUUCAACAAUAUUUGCAAAGUGGAGAAGCAAACCAGUGACCUAUACCGCGUCGUACAGCGCAAUGGAGAAACAAUUAAAUCCUACUUCGGACGCUUCAACAAAGAAAUGAUCGGGAUCAAGAAUUAUGACGUCCGUACAGCCAUUGAAGCCUUCAAGAGGGGAUUAUUCCCUGACUCGGAGCUUUAUAAAGAGUUGACCAAAUAUCCAUGCAUAUCAUUCGAAGAGGUCAGAACAAGGGCUUUAGCUCAGAUGCGGUUAGAAGAUGAUCUUGCAGCCAGGAAAGGCGUCAACAGCCUCAAUAGCCUCAACCCAUCCAGCAGCGACAUAGUCGACAGACGACCUUCUAACCCCGAGAAAAUUUGGCAUCGCAGGCCCUAUGACAGGCCUAAUCAGGUAAAUAACGUCGAUAAUGUUACUGAUGCUAACCCUAUGCCAUUAAAUGCAGAUGAAAGGUCUGACGUCGAGUCGUAUCCCGACGUGGAAGAGUAUGGCUUCUGUGUCGACAUUGGGGGAGUGGUAAAUUCCCUUCAUUCAUUAGGGCCCGCAGCCAGAUGGCCCAGGAAGAGUGACAAGCCUGACGAAGAAAAGGACAAGUCUAAGUGGUGUGAUUACCAUAGCGAUCAUGGUCACAAGACCGAAGAAUGCAAUGGCUUAAGACGCGAGGUGGCGUACCUGUUGAAGAAAGGUUACCUGAAAGAGCUGCUAGGCAAGGGAAAAUCAAUUAAAAAGGACGCGACCGACAAGCAACCCCCGAAGGGGCCGACUGUGACCAAGGUAAUUCACGUCAUCUCUGGUGGAUCAGAUAUAUGUAGACUAACGUAUUCUGCAACCAAAAAAGCGGCCAUGAGAGACGCGUCAGAAGAUUCCAUUCCCGAAGACGUCAGGGCAAACCAGGACAAAGCCUUGGAAGCCAUGACAAUCUCCUUCGACGACUGCGACCUCGGAGACUGCCGCGAAGAGCAUCAUGAUGGGCUGGUCAUUUCUGUAAGUAUAGGCAACUGCUUGCUCAAGAGGGUCCUGGUAGAUGGAGGAAGCUCAACGAAUUUCCUCUUCAAAGAUACGCUCGAAGACAUGGGCAUAGAUGCAAGAGACGUGGUCAGAAGAUCCGCGGUACUGGUAGGUUUCAGUGGUGAGGCACUUAAUACUAGUGGUGAAAUUGUUUUUCCUACUUUUGCAGGAGGAAUCAACCUUCAAACCAAAUUCAACGUCGUGGAUUGCCCGUCGACAUACAGCGCCAUCAUAAGACGCCCUUGGAUUCACAAAAUGAAAGCUGUCCCAUCAACCUAUCAUCAGAGUUUAAAAUUCCCUACGAAAUGGGGAGUCCAAGAGAUCAAAGGAGAGCCCAAAGAAGCCAGAAUUUGCUACAGCUCUACAUUAAAGCCAAGCAAGGGGACAGCGUAG
Molecule: messenger RNA, 2100 nt
Organism: Chenopodium quinoa (quinoa)
Lineage: Eukaryota; Viridiplantae; Streptophyta; Magnoliopsida; Caryophyllales; Amaranthaceae
Exons: 1
Coding region: 1-2100 (699 amino acids)
Source: RefSeq, a predicted model, not a curated record